Anolis carolinensis (green anole) is the source of this 8236-nucleotide messenger RNA. It is a transcript of the gene slc2a8, whose product is annotated as solute carrier family 2 member 8. The record is from RefSeq and is a predicted model, not a curated record. The coding region runs from base 420 to 1907 and encodes 495 amino acids. The transcript has 12 exons. Lineage: Eukaryota; Metazoa; Chordata; Lepidosauria; Squamata; Anolidae. Gene Ontology annotation, cellular component: membrane. Gene Ontology annotation, biological process: D-glucose transmembrane transport.
UAGCAUCGGGAUGUCAAUCAGCUCUGAUUUGGGCUAGAGAAGCCCAACCGGAAGCAGCCGCCAUGGGGGCGCCAAUUCAACGGCGCACUCUUCCGGUCCGGUUUUUGUUAUUGACGUCCCCCUGCGGGAAACAUCGCGCUCGUUUAUUCGUUCCGCCUAGUAGCUGAUGUGGCGGAAAUGAGAGAGAGAAGCCGGGCUUUAAAAGGCUGGUUUGAAGGUUGUUUCUGAUAUAUUUGGCAAUCGUAAGGCAUACUUAUCGUCAAGAGGGUUUUCUCCGCAAGAUUUGUUCAGAUGUGGCUUGCCAUUGCCUUCCUUUGAAAGUGAGCGACUUGCCCAAGAAAACCCAAUCAGUUCCCAGGGCUUAAGGCCAUCUUGGCUAUUUGCUGGAUAGCAUUGCUUUCUGAUUCAAGGAGAGGAAAAUGUCUUCGGACGAAUCCAGGCCGCUUUUGGGCGAAAUUCAACCGCAACCAGACGAGAGGUCCUUGCAAUCGGAGAAUUAUUUAAGCCAAGUCCAGAAUCAGGGACUCUACCUGGCCACCUUUGCGUCUGUUUUGGGGCCGCUCAGCUUUGGCUUUGUCCUGGGCUACAGCUCCCCGGCCAUCCCCAGCUUGAAGCAAAGCAGCCGCCCGGAAUUGAGACUGGACGACAGCCAGGCCUCUUGGUUUGGGUCUGUCGUGACGCUGGGUGCCGCUGCCGGAGGGAUCCUGGGAGGUUUCCUGGUGGAGCGGACGGGCCGGAAGCUGACCCUGAUGCUGUGCGCCGUUCCUUUCGUCUUCGGCUUCACGGUCAUCCUCUCGGCGCAGAACGCCUGGAUGCUUUACCUGGGACGGGUCCUGACUGGAGUGGCCAGCGGCAUCACCUCGUUGGUCGUCCCGAUCUACAUUUCCGAGAUCGCUCACUCCGGUGUUCGUGGCAUGCUGGGCUCCUGUGUUCAGCUGAUGGUGGUGAUCGGCAUCUUGGGAGCGUAUACGGCUGGCCUGGUUCUGGAGUGGCGCUGGCUGGCGGUGCUGUGCUCCAUCCCGCCUUGCCUCCUGUUGGGGUCCAUGGCCUUCAUGCCCGAGACGCCCCGCUUUCUCCUCCUGCGGCAGAAGCGGGAACACGAAGCCGUGGCCGCCCUGCGCUUCCUGCGAGGGCCUUUGGUGGAGCAUCAGCGGGAAUGCCUGGAGCUCCAGGCCCACGCGGGAGAACAGGAGGCGCUGAGCCUUGCCGAGUUCAAGAACCCGUCCAUCUACAAGCCCUUCUGCAUCGGCGUCUCUAUGAUGUUCUUCCAGCAAGUCUCCGGCAUCAACGCCAUCAUGUUCUACGCGGAAACCAUCUUCGAAGAGGCCAAGUUCAAGAGCAGCGGCGCCGCUUCGGUCAUCGUGGGCUCCAUCCAGGUCUUUUUCACAGCCGUGGCGGCUCUGCUGAUCGAUAAAACGGGGCGAAAAGUCCUUCUGGUGCUAUCAGGGCUCAUCAUGGCGGCCAGUGCGGCCAUUUUUGGGAUGUAUUUCAAGAUGACCCCUCCGAUCCCAAACAAUUCCUCCCAGGUGCUUUUCCUGAACUCGCAGCUGAGCCUUGCUGUCACGGAAGGACACAGCCUCGCCUGGCUGGCCGUCCUGAGCCUGGGACUCUUCAUUGCGGGAUUCGCCUUGGGGUGGGGCCCGAUCCCGUGGCUCCUGAUGUCCGAGAUCUCCCCGCUCCGGGCGCGAGGGGUGGCCAGUGGCGCCUGCGUCUUGACCAACUGGACCAUGGCCUUUCUCGUCACCAAGGAGUUCCACGACCUCAUGGUGCUCCUCACACCUUCCGGCACCUUCUGGCUCUUCUCCGCCUUCUGCCUCUUCAGCGUCCUUUUCACCCUCCUCUGGGUCCCCGAAACGAGGGGCCGGAGCCUCGAAGAGAUCGAAGACAUUUUCCGGAGGUCCCAUUAAGCCCUUUGCAACAAUCCAUCCAUCCGGCUGAGGAUUUUGCUCAGGUAACGGAGGCGGAUGGAAUAACCCCGGUUCCCAGGAGACGGGCAAAAAUGCGGACUUUCCUUGCCAUGGGAUGCUGCGUUUGCACUUGACGGCAUCACAGAACAGCAAGGAUGCUGGAUUUCCUAAACAGAGCCAUGCCCUGUCUGGCCUUGUCUGUUUUUACACUUGAAUUUUUUUUACUGUUACAGGGUCACUGGGGGCCUUUUCUUACCCAGAGUUGCUUCAUGAAUCAAGGCUGUUUUAAAAGGAUUCCAAGAGAGAUCUUUCUCAGAAAGAAGGUUCCUUAGGAGAAGAAAGGAAAGUGUAUGAGAGAAAGGAAACAAGAGUUGAAUGAAAGAGAAGGAAUGAAGGAAGGCGUAUGAGAGAAAGAAAGCAAGUUUUAUUUUUAUUUAUUGUGUCAGGAGCAAAUUGAGAAUACAAAACAAAACAAUUUUAUUGAUCAGCCAAUAUAAACACUACAUAUAGUAUAUAUCUGGCCCGAGUAAAAUUAUACAGUUACUAGCUAUGCCUGGCCAGGCGUUGCUGUGGCUAGGACUUUAUUUUUCUUUUCUUUUUGUUGUAUGAACGUAGAGGUGUGGAUGAGAGGUUGUGCUGUCAAUUUUCAAAGUUGUGGGGCAUUUAGUUUAGUUGUUUUGUCCGGUGCCGUGAUUCCAUUACCCUUUUAUAUAUAUAGACUAGCUGUGCCCGGCCACGCAUUGCUGUGGCGAAGUCUGGUGGUAUGGGAAAUAAAGUAUUGAGGAAUUGGUGGUAGUUAAGGUAAAGGGUAAAGGUUUUCUCCUGACAUUAAGUCCAGCUGUGUCCGACUGCAAACUGAAGUGGAUUAUAUGGCAGUGUGGAGUCAAGAUAAUCCAGUUCAAAGCAGAUAAUAUAAGAUUAUAAAUUGGUUAUAUAGCUGUGUGGAAGGGCCUUGAGUCUACAAUGCCAUAUAAUCCAGUUCAAAUCUGAUAAUCUGUAUUUUUAUAGGCAGUGGGGAAGAGGCCCUAAGUGAGGCCUAACUCUGCCUGUCCCCUGGGCUGUGUAGGUUGUUAGGAGACCAAGUGAGCAGAGCUUAGCCUUCUAACUGGCAGCAAUUGGAUAAAAACAAUUAUUAUUCUCCCUCUAAUUAGGAUUUUUUCUUUUCUUUUUGUUGUAUGAACGUAGAAGCAUGGAUGAGGGGUUGUGCUGCCAGAUUUAGUGUUUCUGGGAUGUGUAGUUUUGUCCUAGGCCGAAAUUUCAUUACCCUUUUAUAUAUAUAGAUAAUGUAUACAAUUCUAUACAGUUAUAAUGUAUAGAAAAACAACAAACAAAGUUGAAAACUUGGCAUUAUACUCAAUUUCCUUUGACCACUUGGGAGUGCCUUUGGUGUUGCUGUGAGAACGUCCUCCGUUGUGCAUGUGACAGGGCUCAGGCCGCAUUGUAGUAAGUGAUCUGUAGUUUGCUCUUCUCCACACUCGCAUAUUGUAGUUCCAAUACAAUAUGCUCUGCAUCUCGUGGCGCCAGAGCUCAUUCUAUUCAGUGCCUUCCAAGUCGCCCAGCCACUGAUUGAGGUUUUGAGUUUUAGCCUGCCACUUUUGGACUCUUGCUUGCUGAGCUGUUCCUGUGAGUAUCUCUGUAGAUCUUAGGAAGUUAUUUCUUAAUUGGCAUGCUGGGUGAUAUCCGAACAGAGGAUGGGUCGGAGAUGUCAAUACCUUGGUCCUUUCAUUACUGGCUGCUACUUCCCAACGAAUGUCGGGUGAUGCAAUACCGUUUAAACCAGGGGUCCCCAAACUAAGGCCCGGGGGCCGGAUGCGGCCCUCCGAGCUCAUUGACCUGGCCCCCGCCCUCAGUUUUAUAAUAUAAUAUAUUGUAUAUACAUAUAAUAUUGAUAAUAAUAUUAUAAUGUAAUACAAUAUAACACUAAUAAUAAUACCAUAUAAUAAUAUUAAUUAUAUAUUCUAUAUUACAUUUGUAUAAUAUUACUAAUAAUAUUACAGUAUAGUGGUAUAGUUCAAUAAAGUAAUAUAUAAUGCUAAUAUUGUGCUAUGCUAAUAAUAUAAUAUAUUGUAUGUACAUAUAAUUUGUAAGCCACUCUGAGUCCCCUUUGGGGUGAGAAGGGUGUGAUACAAAUGUAGUAAAUAAGUGCAGUAAAUAAAUAAAUAAUAAAUAAAUACAUUUUAGACUUAGGCUCGCCCAAAGUCUGAAAUGACUUGAAGGCACACAACAACAACAACAACAACAACUCUAAUUAACUUGACUAUCUCAUUGGCCAGAAGCAGGAGCACACUUCCCAUUGAAAUCCUGAUAAAUGUAUGUUGGUUAAAAUUACUUUUAUUUUUAAAUAUUGUAUUGUUCUUUCAUUGUUGUUGUUGUUGUUUUUGCACUACAAAUAAGACAUGUGCAGUGUACAUCGGAAUUUAUUUGUAUUAUUUUUUUUUUUAAAUGAAAAUCCGGCCCCUCAACAGUCUGAAGGAUUGUGGACCGGCCCUCGGCUUAAAAAGUUUGAGGACCCCUGGUUUAAACAGUAUAUUUUCUCCAGCAAUGUUGAAUGUAGACAUCCUGUGAUAAUGCAGCAUGUCUCAUUAAGAGCCACAUUCACUGUUUUAAUGUGGUGAGAUGCAAUGCGUAUUCAGUAGCAGAGUAGCCAAGUGCAAGGGCAGAUGUCUUCACUGUCUGGUUGUGAUCUCCAGGUUGUGCUUGAUAUUCAAGCAGUGCUUCUUGUAAGUCCAGGCUAACUCCCAGGUAUGUUGUUGUGCUGCAAUGCUCCAGUGGGAUUCCUCCCCAAAUGAUCCUCAGAGCUCGAGAUGCUUGUCUCUACUCAAGGCGGAAAGCCCGCCUACAUUUUAGAUGGAUUAGGAAUCAGAUGAUUUUCCCUGUAUUAGCCAGUAAGAGCACCUAAAGCUUCGGGCACGAGAGAAUACGGGAUAGUAACACAUCCGGGUAUCCCUUGGGUAACGUCUUUGUAGACGGCCGAUUCUCUCACACCAGAGACUUGCAGUAUAUAAACAAACAAAUAAAGCAAGAGUUGAACAAAAGUGAAAGAAGGAAGGAAGGUGCAUGAGAGAAAGAAUGAAAGAGUUGAAUGAAAGAGAAAGAAAGAAGGAAGAAAAGUAUAUGAGAGAAAGAAAGCUGAAUGAAAGAGGGAAAAAGAAGGAAGGUGUAUGAGAAAGAAAUGAAGAAAGAAUUGAACGAAAGAAGGAAGGAAGGAAAAGAAUGAGAGAAAGAAUGAAAGAGUUGAAUGAAAGAGAAAGAAAGAAGGAAGGAAGGUGUAGGAGAGAAAGAAUGAAAGUUGAAUGAAAGAAAGAAGGAAGGAAGGAAGGUAGGUGUAGGAGAGAAAGAAUGAAAGAGUUGAAUGAAAGAGAAAGAAAGAAGGAAGAAAAGUAUAUGAGAGAAAGAAAGCUGAAUGAAAGAGGGAAAAAGAAGGAAGGUGUAUGAGAAAGAAAUGAAGAAAGAAUUGAACGAAAGAAGGAAGGAAGGAAGAGAAAGAGAGAAAGAAUGAGAGAAAGAAUGAAAUGAGAGAAAGAAUGAAAGAGAAAGAAAGAAGGAAGAAAAGUAUAUGAGAGAAAGAAAGCUGAAUGAAAGGGAAAAAGAAGGAAGGUGUAUGAGAAAGAAAUGAAGAAAGAAUUGAACGAAAGAAGGAAGGAAGGAAGGAAGGAAGAGAAAGAGAGAAAGAAUGAGAGAAAGAAUGAAAUGAGAGAAAGAAUGAAAGAGUUGAAUGAAAGAGAAAGAAAGAAGGAAGAAAAGUAUAUGAGAGAAAGAAAGCUGAAUGAAAGAGGGAAAAAGAAGGAAGGUGUAUGAGAAAGAAAUGAAGAAAGAAUUGAACGAAAGAAGGAAGGAAGGAAGAGAAAGAGAGAAAGAAUGAGAGAAAGAAUGAAAUGAGAGAAAGAAUGAAAGAGAAAGAAAGAAGGAAGAAAAGUAUAUGAGAGAAAGAAAGCUGAAUGAAAGAGGGAAAAAGAAGGAAGGUGUAUGAGAAAGAAAUGAAGAAAGAAUUGAACGAAAGAAGGAAGGAAGAGAAAGAGAAAGAAUGAGAGAAAGAAUGAAAUGAGAGAAAGAAUGAAAGAGAAAGAAAGAAGGAAGAAAAGUAUAUGAGAGAAAGAAAGCUGAAUGAAAGAGGGAAAAAGAAGGAAGGUGUAUGAGAAAGAAAUGAAGAAAGAAUUGAACGAAAGAAGGAAGGAAGGAAGAGAAAGAGAGAAAGAAUGAGAGAAAGAAUGAAAUGAGAGAAAGAAUGAAAGAGAAAGAAAGAAGGAAGAAAAGUAUAUGAGAGAAAGAAAGCUGAAUGAAAGAGGGAAAAAGAAGGAAGGUGUAUGAGAAAGAAAUGAAGAAAGAAUUGAACGAAAGAAGGAAGGAAGAGAAAGAGAGAAAGAAUGAGAGAAAGAAUGAAAUGAGAGAAAGAAUGAAAGAGAAAGAAAGAAGGAAGAAAAGUAUAUGAGAGAAAGAAAGCUGAAUGAAAGAGGGAAAAAGAAGGAAGGUGUAUGAGAAAGAAAUGAAGAAAGAAUUGAACGAAAGAAGGAAGGAAGAGAAAGAGAAAGAAUGAGAGAAAGAAUGAAAUGAGAGAAAGAAUGAAAGAGAAAGAAAGAAGGAAGAAAAGUAUAUGAGAGAAAGAAAGCUGAAUGAAAGAGGGAAAAAGAAGGAAGGUGUAUGAGAAAGAAAUGAAGAAAGAAUUGAACGAAAGAAGGAAGGAAGAGAAAGAGAAAGAAUGAGAGAAAGAAUGAAAUGAGAGAAAGAAUGAAAGAGUUGAAUGAAAGAGAAAGAAAGAAGGAAGAAAAGUAUAUGAGAGAAAGAAAGCUGAAUGAAAGAGGGAAAAAGAAGGAAGGUGUAUGAGAAAGAAAUGAAGAAAGAAUUGAACGAAAGAAGGAAGGAAGGAAGAGAAAGAGAAAGAAUGAGAGAAAGAAUGAAAUGAGAGAAAGAAUGAAAGAGUUGAAUGAAAGAGAAAGAAAGAAGGAAGAAAAGUAUAUGAGAGAAAGAAAGCUGAAUGAAAGAGGGAAAAAGAAGGAAGGUGUAUGAGAAAGAAAUGAAGAAAGAAUUGAACGAAAGAAGGAAGGAAGGAAGAGAAAGAGAGAAAGAAUGAGAGAAAGAAUGAAAUGAGAGAAAGAAUGAAAGAGUUGAAUGAAAGAGAAAGAAAGAAGGAAGAAAAGUAUAUGAGAGAAAGAAAGCUGAAUGAAAGAGGGAAAAAGAAGGAAGGUGUAUGAGAAAGAAAUGAAGAAAGAAUUGAACGAAAGAAGGAAGGAAGGAAGAGAAAGAGAGAAAGAAUGAGAGAAAGAAUGAAAUGAGAGAAAGAAUGAAAGAGUUGAAUGAAAGAGAAAGAAAGAAGAAAGGAAGGAAGGUGUAGGAGAGAAAGAAUGAAAGAGUUGAAUGAAAGAGAAAGAAGGAAAGUAUGAGAGAAAGAAAUGAAGAAAGAGUAAAACGAAAGAGAAAGAAGGAAGGAAGGAAAAUGUAUGAGAGAAAGAAUGAAAGAGUUGAAUGAAAGAGAAAGAAAGAAAAUGUAUGAAAGAAAGAGUUGAAUGAAAGAAGGAAAGAAGGAAGGUGUAUGAAAGAAAUGAUGAAAGAGUUGAAAGAAAGAAGGAAGGAAGGUAGGUGUAUGAGAGAAAGAAUGAAAGUGCUGAAUGAAAGAGAAAGGAAGGAAAAUGUAUGAAAGAAAGAAAGAAAGAGUUGAAUGAAAGAGACGGAAAGAAGGAAGGAAGGUGUAUGAGAGAAUGAAUGAAAGAAAAAGAAAGAAGGAAGGAAAAUGUAUGAGAAAAAGAAAGAGUUGAACGAAAGAGAAAGAAUUAAGAAAGCAGGUGAACUAUAACCAUUGGCUACUCUUCUACUUGAGACUUAAUGUCUUUGUACAUAGCUGGAUGGCCAUCUGUCGAGACAGCUUUGAUUGUUUCUCUGGGUUUGGGAGCUUUUAUUAUUACUAAUGAUAAUACUAAUUCCAAUGCUGAUCCCCCUUCAACACAAUAAGCUAUAGACGUUGGCAUUCGGGCUCCUUUUCCGAUUGUCGGGUCUACGUUGGGCAUUUCCUUCUAUCAUUGUGUGUCAUACAACACUAUUUUUGCAAACCUGGCUGUGCCUGAAACGAUGCUUUAAAACUCUGGGUCUGUUAUUAUGUACACAAGAAGCUGCUCAGUUUGGGAAAAUUGUUUCCGACGGUGGUGACGUUGUGGGUCCAGUUUUGUGUGACAUAUUCAGAUGUUCAUUAUUUUUUGGGUUAUUUUUUAUUCAUUUCCCAUGCUUGUAAUUAUAAUGGUUAGGACUGUUCGUACUAAUUUCUCCAAUAAUAUAUUUAAUAUGGGGAUACAUUUAUUUUUACUCCUCCCCUGCAAUAAAUACUACUGAUUCCAAUCUGA